AUGAAAUUGAGAGAGGCAGCACAGAGAGAUGAAAGAGUGCAAAUUGUGCAAACGACGGCGAAAAGACUCGUAAAGUGCGAAAAGUCUGGAAGGGUCAUCGGGGUUGUGUGCUCGACAAGAAGGUCAAAGGAGCAAAAAUACUUUGCGGAUCUCACAAUCGUGGCCGAUAGACAGGCGUCCAAUCUUCGUUCCCAAUACACGAAACACACACCUGUUACGAAAUCCAGAUUCUGGGGUCUCGAGCUCAUCGACGCGGAGCUUCCAAAUCAGCAUCUGGCCUACGGAGUCAUCGGCAGCGGCCCACCUGUUCUGAUAUACCAGAUCGGCUUGCGCGAAACACGGAUUCUGAUUGACAUCCCAAACACUGUUCAUCAGGCUGCGUCCAAUUCUGGAAGUAUCGCAGAUUAUGUGCAGACCAAAGUUGUCCCAGAUUUGCCCACCUCUGUGCGACCGUCUGUUACAGCGGCAUUGAAGAAGGGGAUGUUGCGCUCGAUGCCCAACUCCUGGCUGCCGUCAAGCACGAAUACAACGCCCGGAAUAGAGUUUUUGGGUGAUGCAUUCAAUAUGCGACAUCCAUUGACUGGUGGGGGUAUGACUGUGGCUUUAAAUGAUGUUGUGUUACUCAAUCAGCUGCUAGCCCCAGAGAUCAUUUCCUCUUUUGGUGAUACACGAUCGGUCCUAAAGCAAAUGAGGAGAUUCCACUGGCAGAGAAAGGAAUACAGCACGUCUUUGAAUAUCUUGGCUCAAGCUCUUUACUCUCUCUUCAUUGCUGAUGAUCUGCAACUUCAAGUCCUUCAACGUGGCUUUAAUCGAUAUAUACAGCGCGGCGGAAACUGCGUUGAAGAGCCAGCCGGGAUCAUGGGUGGCGUUAUCCACAGCCCUUGGUUGCUAUUCUAUCAUUUCUUUGCUGUUGCUUUAUACAGUCUCUCGACCUUGAUGCGUGAAGGCUAUGCCUCGUCGCUGUGGCAUAUGACUGGCGCUAUUUUUCAAUGCUUACAUCGCGGAACGGUCGAUAUCAUAUGGAGUUGUUUCUUGGUACUUUUUGUCUCUGUCUGGGCGGUAUUACAUCACAAUGUACCUAUCAGAUCGGAUCAUUACUGGAGUACCCUGGGUCGAAAAGUGCGCUGGGCAACCCUCGCCAUCUGUGCUCCAGAACUUCUUACCCUAUUCGCAGUCAUGCAAUGGAACGCCGCCAAUAUUUCUGUCACGGAGAUGCAAGAUUUAGGAGAGAAGGACUGGUCUGUUGUACACGCUUUCUAUGCCAAUGCACGCGGAUUCAUGCUUGAUGCCCCAGACUAUCCCACGUUCCCUAUCAAUGCAAAGUCAAUACACUACCUCCGAUCCACAGGCUGGAUAAAGCCACUCAAUAUCACAAGAGACAGCAUAUGGGACCGGAGUAAAGCUGACGUCUUUGCAAAAGGAUUCGCGCUCAUUCAAACCACAUGGCUAUGUAUUCAAUGCAUUUGCCGCGUCAUCCAACGGCUCUCCAUCACCCCUCUCGAGCUCUUCACUGUCGCUUUUGUGCUGUCUACUCUCGCAACUAGUUUCUUCUGGGUCAACAAGCCCCAAAAUGUCACAGAGCCAAAUGUCAUCACAACAGAGUGGCUCAUCGCUGACGUUCUCAAGGCCGCCGGUGAUGCCGCGAAGGAACCCUACAUUGAUACACCGAUGGACUUCGUCGAGAAACCGGUCUGGCAAGGAUGGAAGCGCCGUCCUUCGCUCCUUCAUUUUAGCGGGCUUACCAGUCGUCCUCUCAAGCGCAUACCAAACGAUUACUCCCCUCCUCCUCCCACAGGGAAAGAAGCUCUGUUCGUGUGGGUUAUAUCUGUGGUUCACGCCGGCAUACAUGUCAUCAGUUGGAGACUCUCAUUCCCGACCGACACUGAGGCUUGGAUCUGGCGUAUCUCAAGCGUUACGCUUCUCCUUGUUAUGAUCAUCGGUGGUGCUGUUCCUGUACUCUCCACGAGAGAGUGGUUCGAUUUCAGGUUCAACCUCUUGUGUAUCUGGAUUAGGCCAGCAAGGAAAAAUACUUUGGUGAGGAGGCAUGUUUUCGAUUUCGUUGUUGAUUUUGAUUACUUCGUUUAUAUUGUGGCUAGGUUGUUGAUUUUUACAGAGAUCUUCUUGUCAUUUCGAUCUUUACCGGAGACCGCUUAUGCUAAUAUAAAUUGGACUGAAUUCUUGCCACAUAUUGACUAG
Mollisia scopiformis is the source of this 2196-nucleotide messenger RNA. RefSeq names its product SE-domain-containing protein. Gene Ontology annotation, molecular function: squalene monooxygenase activity; flavin adenine dinucleotide binding. Gene Ontology annotation, cellular component: membrane; endoplasmic reticulum. The record is from RefSeq and is a predicted model, not a curated record. The transcript has 4 exons. NCBI's taxonomy places the organism in Eukaryota, Fungi, Ascomycota, Leotiomycetes, Helotiales, Mollisiaceae. Gene Ontology annotation, biological process: ergosterol biosynthetic process. The coding region runs from base 1 to 2196 and encodes 731 amino acids.